Gekko japonicus is the source of this 2850-nucleotide messenger RNA. It is a transcript of the gene PSD4, whose product is annotated as pleckstrin and Sec7 domain containing 4. The transcript has 15 exons. Gene Ontology annotation, molecular function: guanyl-nucleotide exchange factor activity; protein binding; phospholipid binding. Lineage: Eukaryota; Metazoa; Chordata; Lepidosauria; Squamata; Gekkonidae. The record is from RefSeq and is a predicted model, not a curated record. Bases 445 to 2370 code for a protein of 641 amino acids. Gene Ontology annotation, biological process: regulation of ARF protein signal transduction. Gene Ontology annotation, cellular component: ruffle membrane.
GAGGAGGAAGAUGAGGAUGAGGAGGUGGAAUACUUGUUUUAUAACAAUCCACUGUUUCAAGAGAGUCCUCACCCAACAAGAACCACCAGCUUUGAAGGACAGACCUUGUGGAGCCAUCCAGAGGGAAGGCCUGGGGUGGAAGAUGAGGAGGGAAUAUUGGACAGUGGGCUGGUAUCUCCAAAGCAGGAUGAUUUCCUCUUUUACCAAACAACUGUUUCAGCCAGUCCUGAGACCCUGGACUCGCCCUCUUUACCUGAGCUGACCUCAGGUCCUAUCCCAACCUAUGUGCCUCACUACCGCUCCUUUUCCCCUUUGGUGAUCACAGAAGGGGAUACUGAAAGUGAUUGCCCUGCUGCAGAGAACACAGAGGACCAAGGAUGCUUUGCAGACCAGUGGUCCAGUGCCAACCCUGGAAGUGUUUCGGCUCCAGGUGCAAGCUAUGCCAUGGAUUCAUCAGGUGAAGGCUUGCUGUUUUCUGCCUCCAACACCUCCCUUCUGUCAGUUUUGCUGCAAGAACCCAAUGAGAACCACCGGCCCCCGUCGCCUGCAGAGAUCAUCGGAACUCCUCCUGCCACCCCAGUCUUCUCAGCCCACGAUGCAGAGCUGAGUCUGUGGCAGGAGAAGUUCAAGCCACAAGCACCUUCCUGCAGCCGCCCAGAGUCUCCUUGCGCAUGGGUGGAGGAGCCUGAACAGACUUCCUGUGUGCAGGAGGAAGUCACUACAGGAGAUUUUCACUCGGUCUCAUCUGGAGGUGUAGACAGGAAGCUAGAAAACUCAGUGGAGGGCAUUGAGAUGGUGGAAGUGCCCACUGUGCUCGGUGAUGAGAUCUUGGAAGAGGAGGAGGAGAAGACUACGGCAACCCCAUGUUGCACUGAAGAUCCCACUGGGGAACCCAGCAAAACAGGGGAGACGCCAUGGGCCAAGGAGCCUGCAGAAUCCAAUGGCUUUGUCCUCGCAAACGGCACUUCUGGAGACCAGGCUGCAGCACAGCGGUUGGCAGCACGGCUCUACCACUUGGAUGGGUUCAAGAGGACACAGGUGGCUUCCUUUCUGCGGAAGAACAACGAAUUCAGCCAGAUGGUAGCUGAGGCCUACCUCUCGUUCUUCCAGUUCACUGGACUGACUCUGGACCAAGCUCUGAGGUUGUUCCUGAAGGCUUUUGUGCUUACAGGGGAGACCCAGGAGAGGGAGAGGAUCCUCAGGCACUUCUCCCAGCGCUACCACUCUUGCAACCCCGAGGCCGUCCUCACACCUGAUGCCGUGCACACUCUUACCUGUGCCAUCAUGCUCCUCAACACUGACUUGCAUGGGCAGAAUAUUGGCCGGAGCAUGACCUGUCAAGCUUUUCUGGCCAAUCUUGAGGGCAUGAACAAUGGCAGCAACUUCCGCAAAGAACAAUUAAAGGAACUGUAUUAUUCCAUCCGCAAUGAAAAACUGGAAUGGGCUGUGGAUGAGGAAGAGAUCUCCACCACCUUGAUACCCCCACCCACUGGAUCUUUCCGGAAGAAGAGCAAUCCUUUCCUGACUCUGUCCCACGAUCCUGAUGCCAAAGUGUACCAUCAGGGCUUCCUCACUCGCAAGGUGCAUGCAGAAGCUGAUGGCAAAAAAGCACCAUGGGGGAAGAGAGGCUGGAAGACGUUCCACACUGUGCUGAAGGGGAUGGUGCUCUACUUCUUCAAGGACGAGAACCGGCUUGAUGCUCUGAGCUCAGAGGAUCCCAUUGGGGUGCAUCACGCCCUGGCGGAGAGAGCCAGCAAAUACACCAAGCGGCCCAACGUCUUCCGGCUGCAGACUGCUGACUGGCAUGUCUUCCUCUUCCAAGCACCGACUCCAGAGGAAAUGAAUUCAUGGAUUUCCCGCAUCAAUCUGGUAGCUGCCAUGUUCUCCUCCCCACCGUUCCCAGCGGCGGUGGGCUCUCAACGGAAAUUUGUUCGACCCAUCCUCCCAACAGCAACCUGCAAAAACUCCCUGGAAGAUCAGCACCUGGCUCACGAGGACUCGAUGGACAAGGUCUCGGAUGAGCUCCUGGAGCAUCAGCGGAACCUCCCCAACAAGCACGGGCGGAGCCGGGACCUGGAGGAGUAUCAUCUCAAGAAGGAGUAUUUGCUCUAUGAGAAACGACGGUACGAGACUUACGUGAGGCUGCUGGAGGUGAAGCUCAGCAGUGACACUGACGAUCUUGACCAGUGGGAGGCGCAGCUGCAAGCAGCCACCAGUGGGGCUGACGAUGAGAACCCCGGCCUGAAAAAGUCACACUCCAGCCCCUCCCUGAACGCGGACGGGUCACCCACGGUCAAGGUGAAGAGAAAUAUCUCCGAGCGCAGGACGGUGCGGAAAAUCAUCCCCAGGCGCAACAAGCAUUUGCUGUGACCCUCCCCCUAAAAACUUUUGCCCUGCCUGAGCACUUCCUUCUCACACACAAGAGACUCCUGGGCAGGGGUCCUGUUUGGGGCAGGAACGUCGAAUGGUACAUAACGGAACUGCUGCUUUUUCAAACCAAGGCAAAUCAGCACUUGCAGUAUUUGGCCACCAGGGGGUGCCACACCACAGGAAACAGGCACUGGCAGAGACUCAAAAGACUGGCGGGGUGGCAGGCUCCCCCCCAUACAGUGCAAAGGCUCCCUGUGUGUUGUCUCCGAUCAGGUCUAAAGCAUCUGCCCUUCCUGACCCAGAGGGCUGUAGGCAUGCUGUACUCAGGGAAAGUGCCCCCGCUUGUGGGGAGAGGGAGAAGCCCCUCUCUGCAUUCUUUAUCCCCCGUGAUUCUAUGAUUCUGUUCUAGGCGUUGUAUCGGUUCUUUGUUUCUCAGUUGCUGGAGGGGCAGAUGGGACCUUGGUGCAAUAAAUGAAAACA